Molecule: messenger RNA, 237 nt
Organism: Ogataea philodendri
Lineage: Eukaryota; Fungi; Ascomycota; Pichiomycetes; Pichiales; Pichiaceae
Exons: 1
Coding region: 1-237 (78 amino acids)
Source: RefSeq, a predicted model, not a curated record
AUGCGUGCGAUCAACUUUGAUCCGAAUAAAAUCAAAAGGGAGUUGGCUGAUGCGCAGACCACAGAAGCAGAAAGCCCCACUUUGGUGGUCACUCGAGCCGCAUCAAUGUUUCCGGAUCCAAUAAAAUUGGCCAGUCUUGUUGACGAAGCAACAGAGAGAGCAAAUGGUACCAUAUACAACAGUGACACCAAACUUGAAAGGGCCGAUUGGGUAGCCAGCGCCUCUGUACCGAAAUAG